Molecule: messenger RNA, 3495 nt
Organism: Hemiscyllium ocellatum (epaulette shark)
Lineage: Eukaryota; Metazoa; Chordata; Chondrichthyes; Orectolobiformes; Hemiscylliidae
Product: BCL2/adenovirus E1B 19 kDa protein-interacting protein 3-like
Exons: 6
Coding region: 301-891 (196 amino acids)
Biological process (GO): mitochondrial outer membrane permeabilization; positive regulation of apoptotic process
Cellular component (GO): mitochondrial outer membrane; nucleus; mitochondrial envelope
Source: RefSeq, a predicted model, not a curated record
GCAGAGCAGCUUUUGACGUGCAUCUUUGCACGUUCUGUUUUUUUUCGGGUUAUAUGCUUCGGGAGAUCACGGGCAGAAAGACAGGGAAACAGGGAGAGGAGAGAGCUGAACCGACGGUGGGGAAACAGAAGGGUAAAGCAAGGGGGGUGCGGGGAAGAAGAGGCAUUAUUAGAGAACAACAUCAGAUUUCUGAUCGACCCACCGCAGCGAGGAAACAUUCAGUAAAUAAGAGCUGAAAUAUAUUGUGUGUUGGGGAGGGGGGUGGGGGGUGUGGAAUUAGAGAAGAAAAAAAGACUGAAAAUGUCCGUUUCCAAUGUAGAAGACGAAAGCUUGCACAGUUCAUGGGUAGAGCUGGACUACAGCCAACACAGCAGCCCCAGGGCCUUGGAACACAUCCCCUCGUCGAGCUCCAUCCACAAUGGCGACAUGGAGAAGAUCCUGCUGGAUGCACAGAAUGAAUCGGAAAAGAACAGUUUGCGGGGAAGCUCCCACUGUGACAGCCCCCCUUUACUGAUGAGCCCCCAGACAUCUCAUGUUCCUGCCGAGUUUGAGACUGGAAGCAUCGGAGAUACCAACAGUACUCAGUCUGAUGAUGAGAACCAGGAGAGAAGUGGAGAGAUUGAGCAAUUGUUGAGGAGCAACGCGGAGUGGAUCUGGUACUGGUCCAGUCGACCUGAAAAUGUACCUCCAAAGGAAUUUGUGUUCAAACAUCCAAAAUAUUGUUCGAGCUUGAGUGUACGGAAGACAGGCGUGAUGAAGAAAGGAGGGAUCUUCAGUUCCGAGUUUGUAGUGUUCCUCAUCCCAUCUCUCCUGAUCACUCACCUGCUAGUGCUGGGAGUCGGAAUAUAUAUCGGCAAGCGAUUGGCUGCAUCACCAGCGAGCACCUUGUAAGUACCCUCCAAGAAGAUCAGUCCGUACCUGACCAAUGGCAGAGGUUUGACACCGAACUCCUCAGUCAUCCCCUCGGUUCGACGGACAUCUGCAGCAGGCCCCGAUACAGUGAUUCGAAGUGUUUUCGCAGUUACUUUACACCCCAUCUCGACCCACCCUGACUCCUUGUUUGAAUGUUUGCUUUGCUCCCCCACCCCAACCUGUAAUUAUCCUCAUUGCGUUAUCUCCGGCAGCACGGGUAGUUGGCUGCUGCUGUACCUGGGCUCUCGCGGGUGCAGGUGGAAUCUCUCUUAGUAACACACGUCUUGCACUCGGAACCUCUGCCGCAGGCUGUGUGUGUGUGUGUGUGUGGCCCAUGUGUGUGAGUGUGUAGGUGUGUGCACUCGGGUCAACUCACAGCCACGCGUAUGCACGUCCCUCCUGUAUUCAAGUCCUGGAAAACAUGUUUCCCCAGACCCUGAGUCAUUUUAUCGGAGGGUUUAAAAAAAAUGUCACUUGGCCUCCCUCCACAUUAACACCGAUGCAUCUUGACAGUGAUUUUGUCUGCCUGGUGUUGCCAAAAAGGAAACCCCAGCUUCACUUUGACCAGCGCCCAUCAAUCCAGACUUGUUGGGAAAUCUGCGAUGCUGUCCUGGUAAUGGCAAGGAAAGCAAGUUAAUUAUUAUGCAUUCUUUUUUUAAAAAAAACCCAAAAAUUGGCGGGAAACCAGUUCAAGAAGGGCAGUUAGGGAAGAGCCUUGAACACAGUGUUGAUCUUGUCAGCAUCCUGCAAGUGAAUACAAGCAAGAUAUGUAAAUCAGCGAGUUCAGGUUGAGCCACUUGAACGUGAACCCUAGAAAAAUGAUCAUGGUACACAGGCUGAGGAGAAUAGUGGAGGGUUGGGGGUCAACAGUGCUCCUGCGGACCAUUGUUGCAGAAGAUAGAUUUUUCGCUGCAUCUCCCUGUUGUAGAACGGGGGGAUUGACUGAAAAUGGAACGGUUUGCAUAACCAGUCGCUGAUGCUGUGCAACUCUCUUAGCACCAAGGUGAGAGUUGUUUGGCGCACAAAAGUCAGAUGAUAUACAUCCACACACUGCUGACUGAUUGGUGAGUGAACCCAGAAUGACCUGAACCCGAACAUGAAUUAAACCUUAAGAUGCAUGUCUCCAUGAAGUCGAUUCUGGGUAGCUCCGAUGCAGGACUGUGCUAGUUCUGAUGCAGCUGUGAAAUCUGUCACGUUCUGUCAUUCCAUUUAGAACCCAGUAGGGUCAGUUGCCUCCCUCCCUUACUCUGCUCAAGGCAGUACCUCGUGGGCACCGUAACAAGUGGAUGAAUAGAUCAGACACUGUGUUUUCAGUUUGGGACUGAAGUAACUCCCAGCUCCCACAGAAGGCACUUUCAGGAAAUGAAUUUGAGCAGGUGGAGCUUUCAACUCUCAGCCCACCCUUCCCCUGUUUAAGGAAGAACAUUUGAUCCACUCAGGGACUACAUUUUCCCCUUAUCCCUUCACAGCAAAGGGUCUGCUGCUUUAGUGACAGUGCUUCUAGCUUAGAAAACAGACUGCAGCUGAUUGAAAAGAAAUACAAAUUUGGGCACCUUAAAGCUACGCUUGAAGCGUUGUACUAAUGUGGGAAACCGAUUGCACACAGCAAGAUCCCACAAGCAGUGAUCAGAUAACAGUCAGGAUGUGCUUUGUAGUGAUUUUGGUUAAGGGAUUAAUAUUGACCUGGAUGCUAUACUCCCUACUCUUCGAAAUGAUACCACAAAACCAAACGCCUCUCAAAUAGCACCUCUGACAGUGUGGCACUCCAUCAUUACGGCACUAGAUCUUACACUCAAGUCUCUGGCGUGGGUCUUGAACUCACCACCUUCUGAGUCAGGUGCGCUGUCACUGACUGAACCACAGCUAAAAGGGCGUCUAAUCAGCAACCUUAGCCCCCUGCCUCUGUCACCACAACCCAGGGCCCAAACAGAUUUCACUGGGUUUUGUAGGAUGAUAGCUGUGUCGUAUUUCCUGCACACCUGAUAUAAGGAGUCGAUUAGCACAGUUGACUGGAUAACUAGUUUGCAAUGCACAAGAAUGCCAAUGGUGUGCAUUUGAGUCCUGUGCUAACUGAGAUGCCUAGCGAGAGAACAACCGCAUUUUCCUUUGCGAUUAUAGCAAUUGCAACUAUACCUGGCUGUUGCUGGGUAGCGUUUCGUGUGUUCCUACUGGCUUCCAGGUAAUGCCGACUCCUGACCUCCAUGACAAAGAUGGUCAAACUCAACAGCAAGCAGCCAUUGAAUUUUCACCCCAUAACUAUUCUGAAAUGAACAAUAGUCAUUGAAUGGACAUUGAGUGCAAACCGAUUUUUAUUUUGCACCAGUUAAGCAAAUAUAAUGAUAUCAUCAUUAUAAUAUUCUAGUGUACCUGGCAUCUGAAACUGAUGAUGUCCAUCACAGUGAGUAUUUAGAUGAUGGUGAGGUGAGGGUUAUUUUAGUUCCGAAUUCUCCUAAGAAUACCUUUUUAAAAUGCCAGCAUGACUUUUACCUCCAGUACUGUAGCCAGGAGUCACUUUUUAUUUGAGGCUUUUUAAUGUUGCUCUUAAAUUGACGUUUUACUAAGUUUGCAGCUGCAAAUGUGUUG